Boleophthalmus pectinirostris (great blue-spotted mudskipper) is the source of this 1361-nucleotide messenger RNA. RefSeq names its product CD209 antigen-like protein C. Bases 114 to 938 code for a protein of 274 amino acids. The transcript has 6 exons. The record is from RefSeq and is a predicted model, not a curated record. Lineage: Eukaryota; Metazoa; Chordata; Actinopteri; Gobiiformes; Gobiidae.
GGGGGGCACCGAUGACGGAGGUGUAAAAGCGCGCUCCAGCUGUGGCUCCAGCGCAGACCGGACAGCGCUGCUCUCUCUGACCGCCUUUGAAACGCUCUCUCCUGGACUGCACCAUGUCUGCGCCCGCGGGCCCAAAGAUGUACUCUAAACUCAUCACCGGGGAGCAGGGCCCCAGAGUCUCUCCGUCUGCGGCUGGUCGGCCACAAGGAAGAUCUGCUCCUAGUCCCGGUCUUAGUCCUGGUCGGGGUCCUGUUCUAUACAAAGCCUCUACCAUGGCUCUGGCUGCUCUGUGUGUGAUCCCACUCAUCUUCGCCAGUGGUCUGCCUACUCACAAUCAGAAGACCCAGACGAGUGAAGGAGAGACCAUCCCUCAGACUGAGAAACAGAAACAGGAGGUGAAUGUGACAGAGCUUCUGUCCAUCAUCAGCAAACUGAAGGAGGAGAACCAGCAGCUCAGGGCCGAGCUCAACAGCUCCAAAGCUGUUCAGACCCUCUCUCCUCCUCUUCAGUGCCCUGCCAACUGGUUGCCUUUCAGUGGCAGUUGUUAUUUUAUCUUCCACAUGACCAAGAACUGGGAAGAGAGUAAGAUGUUAUGUGAAAGGCUUGGCGCCCACCUCGCCAUCAUCAAGAGCAAAAAGGAGCAGGACUUUCUGUGGAAUAUUAUUCCUCGUGGUUACCCGAACUUGUUCUGGAUUGGCAUCACAGACGCCGACAGCGAGGGCCAGUGGAAGUGGGUGGACGGGACGCCGCUGGUCGAAGGGUUCUGGGAGGAGGGGGAGCCCAAUAACCAUGGGGACGAAGACUGUGGAUACAUCAUGAAGGCUGACCUUAUAAUCGCAGUAUCCAUUGCCAGCUGGUACGACGCCCCCUGCAGCAAGAAUCUGCCCUUUAUCUGUGAGUGGGAAGGACCAGGAACAACCUCCAACAGUCAAAACUAAAGAGCACCACCCAGACAGGAGCACACAAUCUGAACUAGGAGUCUGCCUUUUAUCUGCGAGGAAGAGUGAGCAGGAGCGUCCACCAAGAGCCUGAACUACACUGGAGCACCACCCAGAGUAAACCCACCAAUCUGAACCAUGCACCUGCCCAUCAUCUGUGAGCAGUGUUGGGGAGUAACAGAUUACAUGUACCAGCGUUACAUAAUCAGAGUACAAAUUAUGAGUAACUGUAUUCGAUUACAGUUACUGUUUCAGUGAGUGGUAAUUGGAUUACAGUUACUUUGUUGAAAUAAGUGGAUUACACUGCAAUAUUUUUUAUUAUUUAAUUUUUUAUUUUUUGUUUUUACAUUUUGGGCUAUUUUAUUUUAUUUUUUUCUGUAAUUCCACUCAUGACACUAAGCCAGGUCUAAACCAGGUCUAAAA